GUGUUGCUGUAGAAACAAAUGAAGCUUCCCGGUCAGUGCUUGUGGCAACAAGAGAGCACGAAAAUAGAUUUCAACUUGAUCGUGUCUGGUUUCAUUCGAAGAAUAAUGUAGCUCGUCAAUUUUGGUAUAUGGUUUUAUACUUCAGAUCUGGGAGCGAAAGAUUACUGUAAUAAACUCGCGAUGAGUCUCGCUAGAAAGGACACAGACGCCGGGCUAAGGGCACUGGUCGCGAGCACAAACAUUAAGCCGGAGCAGAAGGUUCCACAAGUUCUCUCAAAAUUACAAGAUAUUCUGAAUAGGAUAUCUGUCCAAGACGAUAGAGAGUUGGGUGCGUUCAAAAAGUCCUUGUUCAGCCAUGGCAUACUUCAAUACUGCGCAGGUGACGCCCUCAAACUGAACUAUGCCAAAGUUGAAGGAGGCUACGCAACUGCCACUCAGUUGGCAGAAAUUCUCAGCUCCUGCUGUGUGGGUGUGGACAUGGGCGGAGACACUGAGGCCUUCCAUAGGCGGCUGCUCCCAUCCGUCACAGACAGCCUGCUGUCAUUGGCCAGUCGGCUGAUGAACAGAGCUUUGGCAGGGAAUGGGCAGCCUGAAAUGUUUCGUUUCUUCAAGAAAGUGAUGGGCUCUGUGUGUUGGCUUCUGAAAGCCCAUGGUCACCUGGCCGCACAAGUCCUGCAGUCAGACCACUAUGAGAGGAUGUUAAUGAGUGAGGAAGAGAGAGUGGGAACCGUGUGUGUGUCACUGUGGCAUCAGCUUCUGACAGCUAACAGUGAGUUAGUAGCAGGUUUGGGAAAAGGCCCCUUGUCUGUGAUUCUGGAUGACGUCGUGUACCGAAUGGCUCACACAUCCAACCCUGUUGUGGGAGGGGCAGCAAUUAGGACGCUCCUCCUGGUUGCCCGGCAACAAGAAUCCGCCCUGCAGCUUAUCAUCCAUAGGUUCAAAGGGUUGGAGGGCAUGAUUGGUCGAGAAUGGAGGGGGCGGGGCUUCGAUGAGGAAGUGGACCAACUGAUAAAGCUGCUGCACAGAGAAGUCUCCAAACCAGCUGAUCACACAGAGGUAAAAUAUAGGGUGUUUGUUGUUGUUCGUGUGUGUGUGUGCCUUACACUCUCUCUGUGUUAUCAGACGUGGCCAGAGGAGUGUGUGAGAGCGGCGUGUGUCAUCCAGGCAGCGUGGAGAUCCUAUCAGACCAGGAGGAGAGUGAAGAGUCUGCCUAGAGCUGUCAGAUCACUGCAGAGGAGCUUCAGGGAGCGGCGGCGGAGGAGAGCGCAGCAGGCUCAGGCUGUGUGCUGGGAGGAGGAGCUGAGACUACAGCUGUGUGUCAGGAGACAGAGAGCCAGGAGAGAGUUCCAUCAGAAACAACUACAGCUACUGCAGCUACUGCCCCCAGGUCAGGUGCAGCAGUACCUCGGGGAGGUGGAGAGGCAGGCUGCAAUACAGAUCCAGAGGGUUUGGCGAGGCCACCGAGAGAGACGAAACUUCCAGCUACGGAGAAACGCACACACACAGCACAGAGCUGCUGUUGUCCUGCAGAGAACAGUCCUUCGCUUUCUGAAGAGGCGGAGAGCUGAGAAAGCCCCUCCUUCCCUCUCCCCUUGGAUUGGUCCUCGGGGUUUGACUGACAGUCGGAGGGCGGAGCUGAAGAGAGAGGUGGAGGAACAUAUUGCCCUGCACCCGUCCUCUGUGGUGUCUCUAGAGGGCAGUAGGGAGCUCCAUGCUCAGACCCAAGCCUUGCUGCUCCAGCAUCUACAGGGGAGAGAGGCAGAGCUGAGAGAACACACUCACACACACGCCUUGCUGGCACAGAUCAACACCGACCUGGAACUACUGCUGAAUGCCCCCUCACUCAGUGUCGCCACAGUAACCGACUGUGACGUGUUCAGGAGUCGCUCUGCCCCCGUAGCCGCCCGCGCCCGGCAAUCCCACAAUGCCUUGCUCCAGUCCGGUCGCCUGCCUUGGUGGAAGAUGCUGGGUGAUGGUGACAUCACCUGUCCAGAAUCAGAAUCCGCCCACAAAGACCACCGGCUGGAGGCAGAGUUUAACUCUCUGUAUUUAGGAGGUAGCUGACGACGUUGUUCCACAACAGUAUUGUAACGCUGUUAUAACAUUGUCAUAGGGCUGUUGUAAUAAUGUCAUUAUGCUCUGGAAUUCAACCAAUCAUGGGUUUCAGUCUGGACUGUGGUUAGUUGAAUCAGGUGUGUUACUGCAGUGGUCUUUUCAUCGGUCUCUGUGUGGCUGGCCCCUUCAGGAAGAGUUUCAGUCUAAGGAAUUGGAAAGCAAUUUUGUGUACAGAAGUCUGCAUUAAAGUUUGUACUUUUCUACUAUUA
This is a messenger RNA of Oncorhynchus gorbuscha (pink salmon), 2324 nucleotides long. RefSeq names its product IQ calmodulin-binding motif-containing protein 1-like. NCBI's taxonomy places the organism in Eukaryota, Metazoa, Chordata, Actinopteri, Salmoniformes, Salmonidae. Gene Ontology annotation, cellular component: cilium. The record is from RefSeq and is a predicted model, not a curated record. Bases 181 to 2064 code for a protein of 627 amino acids. The transcript has 13 exons. Gene Ontology annotation, biological process: cilium assembly. Gene Ontology annotation, molecular function: calmodulin binding.